AUUUGUUUAUUUAUUUUAGGGAUAGACUUCAAGAUUAAAACUGUUGAAUUACAAGGAAAGAAGAUCAAGCUACAGAUCUGGGACACGGCGGGCCAGGAGCGAUUCCACACCAUCACCACCUCCUACUACCGAGGGGCCAUGGGCAUCAUGCUGGUCUACGACAUCACCAACGCCAAGAGCUUCGAGAACAUCAGCAAGUGGCUCAGGAACAUCGAUGAGCACGCCAACGAGGAUGUGGAGAGAAUGCUGUUAGGAAACAAGUGUGACAUGGAAGAUAAAAGAGUUGUCCCUAAAGCAAAAGGUGAACAGAUUGCCAGGGAGCACGGUAUUAGGUUUUUCGAAACUAGCGCAAAAGCAAAUAUAAACAUUGAGAAGGCAUUCCUCACAUUAGCAGAAGACAUUCUUCGAAAGACCCCUGUAAAAGAGCCCAACAGUGAAAAUGUAGAUAUCAGCAGUGGCGGUGGGGUGACGGGCUGGAAGAGCAAGUGCUGCUGAACCUUCUCCUCUCUCACCAAUCGCCAUCCACCGCCCCUUUUUUCUCGCUGCAAAACAAACCACUCUGCCCGUUUUUUAACCUGAAACCAAUGUUUUUUUGUUCCUCAUCUCCUGCCUCCCCUUGGUUUUCCGGCUAGGACAGCUUUGCCUACUCCAAUUUUCUCUCAACACAUGUAUAGGAAAUUCAUCUCCGUGACUUCAUUUCCAUGUCCCUGCUCAACUCACCACUACGUUUGGGUUGUAUUAUAGUCCCGUCCCUCCUGCCAUUAAACCCCCAGAGCAAUCAUACUCAACUCUCUUCUGCAAAUUGUAUAAGAAUAAAGGUUAGAAUUAACAAUUGAUUUUGUACAACAGUGGAAUUUUCUGUCAUGGAUCAUGUGCUUGAGUCACCAUAUUCUCUAGAUGCAUCAGCAAGAGCCAGGAAAAUCUCAUUUUCGCCUUGAGUCCAUGAGUGGGGUUUCUUUGUCCUGUGCCUUAUGUGGAAAAAGGAACUUUUAUUUUCACUUGCUUUUCUUUUUUUCUGGUGGAAGCAUGUGCAGGAGACAUCCCAUCCCCCCCGUGCCAUUGAGUCCUGACCUUUGUAGUGGUUGCUUUCUGUAACGUUGGUGUCAUGCAUCGAGGACAAAGGGUGGUGCAAAACAAAAGCAAACUCCAUGUAAUAACCUGCUGUGUCUCCUCUUGGCGAUCCCGCCGCUCCCAACUCUUCCUGCUGCCAUUUUUUUUUUCUCAUUUGCCGCUCUUUCCUUUUUUUUUUUUUUUUUUUUUUUUUUUUUUUUUUUUUUUUUUUUUUUUUGCCUGCAUGCUGCUUUGAUUUGCAUUUCUCCAUGGUGUGAUGUGUUAAUGGAAAGGAUGGCAACGCGGUGUGUUUGCCAAAAAUUUAAUACAAAGCACUGAUUUAGCUUCCGAGGUAAAAAAAUGUUGAGAUUCCUACUAACCCCUCCUUAGCCCUGUCCGUCACUAGUGACUCCCUCCUCCCUCCCKCAUAGCCCCGCCUUUCCCAUAUGGAAGAGUUAUUUGCAUGCACUAGUUUUUAUGGAGGGUGAUGUGGUUGUCUACUUUCUGUGUAURAAUAUAACAUGGAUUCCCAAACUGACAGCAGUUCAUUAACACGAGCUCCCAGCCUCUCUCCCCGCCGGCCGCUCCGAGGGCUGCGGGAGCCGGGGAAAAAAACCGAGCGGGACUGGAUGGAAAGAGAAGGAAAGGCAACAAACCAGCCAGCGGGCAGUUUAAUUUAUUACCUCCCUGGAAACUUUUCUGCUUUCCGGUGUCCAAAGCCCCGGCGUGGAGCGGCUUUUGCAGCUCCUUCCCUCUCCUGCCGCUGUCACCGGAGCCAGGACCGCCGGUCCCGGUGCCGAGCGCUGCUCCCGCUGAAUUCUUCUCCGUGAAUUCCUCUCCGUGGAUCCCUCACCGUGGAUCCCUCACCGUGGAUCCCUCACCGUGGAUCCCUCACCGUGGAUUCCCGGCCCGGAGAAUCCCUCCCGGAGCUCCCGAUGUGGACACGCCGCAGCCUCCCCGAGCCCCGCUCUGCUCCCUGUGCCUCACUCGGGACUGUCACCGCUCCGUCCCCGCCGCGCUCGGGAACGCUGAGUGAAUUUUAAUGAAAUGACGGUGUUUUUAACGUGGAACUUCUCGUCCGGAGCGGCUCCUUCCCGAGGUGUCUCCCUGUCCCUCUGUAUUUGGCAUUUUGUCCCCCGUGUGUGUUAACCCUUCCCAGGCGAGUGGCUGGUGGCUGUACAGAGUCCGGCCGCUUUUGGUUAAAUCUGCACUUUCUAACGUGAUCAAAAAGGGAAAAAAAAAUGGCGAAAUCUACAUCAAGGCUGUUUUUUUGGGUUUUUUUUUGUUUUUUUGUAUAAUCCUUGUUUUAAACGUGAGCUUUUUAUUUGGUAACAGGGGCCCUGCUCCUGUGUGUAACCCCUUUGUUGACGCUGUGCUCGUUGCAGGCACAGGUAGAGCCCRGGCCACUCGCUGGUGCCACUCGCUGCCGCCGCCGUCCCCUCGUCCCUCCCCGSUCAAUAAAACUGAAAUAUUUCUAUCGGGUCUAUUUUCUGUUCCUGUCCAAGCUCGAGCUGCACCCGCGGGCUCAGGCGGGGCGGGGCCGGGAGGAGGGAGCAGCACGAGUCGGUGCCGAUGCUGAAACAGAUAAAAAAAACCCUAAAAAUAAUAAUAAUAAUAAUGAUCAGAGGAGUUUGCAGUAACUUGAUGGUAUCUGAACUCCCUGCUAGUUCCAAACUAACUGCUUGUGAAAUCUCUGCUUGGAACCCCAGCCCAGCCCUGUGGAGUAGAGAARGGCAGCGGGAGGUGACAGCAGCCCCUCCGUGCCCCCGGCCCCGCCCGCGGAGGGAGCUCAGCGCUGCCCUUUUGUCACCAAAAAAAAAAAAAUAAAAA
Molecule: messenger RNA, 2880 nt
Organism: Malurus melanocephalus (red-backed fairy wren)
Lineage: Eukaryota; Metazoa; Chordata; Aves; Passeriformes; Maluridae
Gene: RAB10
Product: RAB10, member RAS oncogene family
Exons: 5
Biological process (GO): cellular response to insulin stimulus
Cellular component (GO): Golgi apparatus; insulin-responsive compartment; recycling endosome
Molecular function (GO): GTP binding; GTPase activity
Source: RefSeq, a predicted model, not a curated record